UCACCCUCUCUAACAUACCCAAAUGUCUUCUGUUUCGAUUUUCCACGUAUUUUAAUUUUAAGGAUAAAGAUCCUUAACGAGACUGCAACGUCAUUACACACGUACGCUCGUAACGGAUCAAUUUGUUCCGUUCACACACAGUCAGACACUUCCGCCAUGUCAUCAACCCUCUCUAUAAAUACUCCAUUUGCUUACCUGUUACCACUACAGAUUCAUCAAAACAACACAGCAAUGGACACUCCAAGUGGCACCAUCAUCUUCACCACCGUUGGUCGCACUCACUACGGCUUCGACGUUUUCUCUCUCCACAUAGCCUCCUCCGUCGAACGCCGUUUAACAGACGGCAUCUCCGUUAACUUCAACGCUCAGUUCGCAGACGAAAACGGUAACGAUAUCGUGUUCGUUUCCGAACGAGCUGGAUCUGCCCGGAUUUUCAGAACCCGACCCGGGAACUCCAAACUCGAACAGCUUCCAGGAGCUCCGGAGAGCUUCUUCCACGACCGUCCAAUCAUCAUCACUCAAGACAAUACUCUCUACUUCAUCUCCGCUCACGAGCAGCCUGAUCGCCACUUCAAGAACUGGACAGCACUCUACUCCGUGAAACUCAACAGCCAAGAGAAAGAAGUUACACGUGUCACUCCACCAGACACCGCCGACUACAGCCCCGCCGUUUCUAAAUCCGGAAAGUACUUCGCCGUGGCGUCGUACGGAUCUCGCUCCUGGGGCGGCGAGUUCCACGAGAUCAACACUGACAUCGUCGUCUUCAAAGCAUCUACUCCGGAGAAGAGAGUCGUGGUCUGCGAACGCGGCGGAUGGCCGACUUGGUCCGGCGACUCGACCGUCUUCUUCCACCGUCAAGCGGAAGACGGUUGGUGGAGCAUUUACCGGUUUGAUAUCAAACCGGAGAAUUUAAAUCUCUCUCCGGUCGAACCGGUCCGAGUCACUCCGCCUGGACUCCACUGCUUCACCCCCGCAGCUUUCCACGACGGGAAACGAAUCGCCGUCGCGACUCGCCGCCGCGGCGUCAACCACCGUCACAUCGAGAUCUUCCACCUCGAGGACAAAACGUUCCAGGCGGUUACGGAGCCGCUCAACCCGAGUUUCCACCAUUACAACCCCUUCGUCUCUGCAAACUCCGAGCUCCUCGGCUACCACCGAUUCCGCGGCGAGUCGACUCAGGGCGAUGGAGAGUCAACCGUCCCGAACCUCGAAUCCAUUGUCUCGCCGAUCAAAUCCCUCCGCUUGCUGAGGCUAAACGGAUCGUUCCCGUCGUCGUCCCCAGACGGAGACCUAAUCGCGCUGAACUCGGACUUCGACAUCAACGGUGGGAUUAAAGUCGCGAGAUCCGACGGCUCAAAACGAUGGACGUUGAUCAAAGACCGCACAGCGUUCUACAACUCGUGGAGCCCCACUGAGCGCCACGUCAUCUACGCGUCUCUCGGUCCGAUAUUCCGUCCCGCGCAAAUCUCGGUUCAGAUCGCGCGUAUUCAAUUCGAACCGUCGGUUCUAACCGUCGAUAGAGAUGAGGUUCCUUGCGAAGUGAAGUUUCUCACUCUAGAUAACACCGGGAACAACGCCUUCCCGUCUUGCUCUCCCGACGGUAAGUCCGUCGUGUUCCGAUCGGGAAGAUCGGGUUACAAGAAUCUUUACAUUUUAGACGCCGUUAACGGAGAGUCUGAAGGUGGAGAGGGGAUACGACGGCUGACGGAGGGGCCGUGGAUCGACACUAUGCCUUGCUGGUCACCGAAAGGAGAUCUCAUCGGAUUCUCGUCGAACCGGCACGAUCCGUCGAACGACGCGGCGUUUGGUGCUUACGUGGUGAGGCCCGACGGUUCUGGUUUGAGGAGGAUCGAGAUCGCGGGGCCAGAGGGGUCGGAGGAAGCGGCGAGGGAGAGGGUGAAUCACGUGAGUUUUAACAAGGAUGGUGAUUGGUUAGUUUUCACGGCGAAUCUCUGUGGGAUUACGGCGGAGCCGGUGGCGAUGCCGAAUCAGUUUCAGCCUUAUGGAGAUUUGUAUGUUGUGAAGUUGGAUGGGACGGGGCUGAGGAGGCUGACGUGGAAUGGGUAUGAAGAUGGAACUCCCACGUGGCAUACUGUGGAUGAUUUGGAUCUGAGUGGGUUGAGUUUGAACGGUCAAGAUGGAGACAAGCUUGAGGGUCAGUUUGAAGAGCCGCUGUGGAUUACUUGCGACAUCUGAAUCUUUUUUAUCAUAAUAUAAAGUCUCGUCCAUUGGAGAGAAUACGUAUGUAAUAUAUUUUUCACUGAAUAAAACAUGUUAAAUGGGUUUGCAUUAA
This is a messenger RNA of Raphanus sativus (radish), 2293 nucleotides long. RefSeq lists its product as uncharacterized. Bases 157 to 2196 code for a protein of 679 amino acids. Lineage: Eukaryota; Viridiplantae; Streptophyta; Magnoliopsida; Brassicales; Brassicaceae. The transcript has a single exon. Gene Ontology annotation, biological process: proteolysis. The record is from RefSeq and is a predicted model, not a curated record.